Messenger RNA from Macrosiphum euphorbiae (potato aphid), 339 nucleotides. The record is from the annotation of a GenBank genome assembly. Lineage: Eukaryota; Metazoa; Arthropoda; Insecta; Hemiptera; Aphididae.
AUGUACCGCGGUGGAAAGGGAAACGGAUCGUGCGCCGCCGCGGCUUAUAUAUAUACGGCCGGCCGGCGAGCACCGCGUUCAGUUAUCGCACGCCCGCCGCCGGUUCAAUUAUCCGUCCCGUCGUCCCGCGUACAACCACCGCUGAAGCAACCAUCAGAACAGUAUAGUAAUUAUUGGUCUGUCGGUGUAAAGAAAAAAAUUCGUCGCUUUAAAUUUCUUUUUUUCCGAUUUCGAGUCGCGUACCCGAGACAACGAUAUCCUUCCGAGUGCAAUACUAUUAAACAGAUCUCGUCGACAUAUUCGUCAUCGUCAGUCGUCACCGCCACCACCGGUAACUGA